AUGCGUUCUUUUUCGUUUAAAAGAGAUUUCUUUAAAGGGUAUAUGCAAAUCGGUCACAUGUUACUAUUUAAUAUCAUUAUAACAAAAAGAGGGCGUUGUGAUAUAUCACAACGCCCUCUUCUUUCUCAUAUUAUUCAUUCCUUUUUUUUCUUCUUCAUAUUCUUCCUUCUUCUUUAUGUUCCGCCUCUUUUCUUCUUCAUAGUCUUCUUUCUUUCUAUUCCUUCUCAUUUCUUCUUCAUAUCCUUCCUUCUUUACAUCCCUACCCGUUCUUUGUUCAUAUUCUUCCUUCAUUAUAUUCCAUCUCUUUUCUUCUUCAUAUUCUUCUUUCCUUUUCAUAUUACUUCUCUUUGUUCGUUACAUGCCUACUCUUUUCUUUUUCAUAUUCAUCCUUCUUUCACUUUUCUUCUUCAUAUUCUCCUUUCUCCUUUACGUCACUUCCUUUCUUCUUCAUAUUCUUCCUUCUGUUUUACAUUACUUUUCUAUUUCUUAUUCUUCCUCUUCUUUUUUCUUCAACUUUGCAUUGCUUCUCUUUUCUUCUUCAUAUUCUUCCUUCUCUUUUCUUCUUCAUAUUCUUAUAUCUUCUUUACGUCCCUUCUAAUUCUUCUUCUUGUUCAUAUCAUCAUUCUUCUUUAG
This is a messenger RNA of Acanthosepion pharaonis, 633 nucleotides long. The record is from the annotation of a GenBank genome assembly. Lineage: Eukaryota; Metazoa; Mollusca; Cephalopoda; Sepiida; Sepiidae.